Linum trigynum is the source of this 4419-nucleotide messenger RNA. The record is from the annotation of a GenBank genome assembly. NCBI's taxonomy places the organism in Eukaryota, Viridiplantae, Streptophyta, Magnoliopsida, Malpighiales, Linaceae.
CUCCAGCAUCGUAUUUUAAUUAAAAAAUAAUAAACAGUGAUUAUAGUGGUUAGUACGGUGCUAAGUUCAAUGAAGUUAGCACUCUAACGAGUCCUUCCAUAACUAUUAAUAUUGAAUGCCAUAGAACAGAGUCAACUUCGAUCGCGACACUAAGCAAGAAAUCGGAAACUUGGGUCGGCAGAACAAUUUCCACGGCAAAAGAGCGCUUUCCUCUUCGAAAUCGGAAAAUUUGUGUUUUCGAAGUUAAUUAAUGUUUGUCAGUAAUGUUGAUAGUAUCGAUUCUUUUCAAUUCCUGUAAAGUCGAAACAAUUUACAUUAUCAAAAGGAUUGUGACGCUAUAUAUGUUCAUAACUUCGUAUACAACCCACCACCCCCCCCCCCCUCCUGAAAGUUACCCUAAUGGUAAUGGGUGACGUUUUUUCCUUUUCAAGUUGUCUUAUAAAGACAAAAACCUAUGUCUAUUCUUCAAUUAUUUCGCCAUUCGAUGUGAUCUCGAUCGAAAUAAGUUGCGGUAUGGUGGUUGAUACCGUAGUUUUUUCCUUUUCUUCUAACAAUAUCGUAAGGAGUUUGAUUUCUAUUUAUAGUGACAUGCUAACUUAUUAGUUGAUGAGCACUUCUAUUAUUCUAAAAAGUAUUGGUGCUUUAAUGUACAGUUUAAAGUUGUACCACAAUGUUAAAUGUAUAAGUUCAGGUUGUACCAUAUAAGAAUUUGUACAAUUACGUUAUCGUACAACUUCACAACUUGAAGUUGUACCAUCACAUAAAGGUACAAGUUCAAGUUGUAUCAUAAAAGAAUUUGUAUAAAAAUUCAAAAGUAUAGAUACAAUCUAAAGUUGUACCAUAAUGUUAAAUGUACAAUUUCAAGUUGUACCAUAAAGACAAAAACCUAUAGCACCAAUACUAUAUAGCAUUGUAAAAUUUCUCCUACUUUGAUAACUUUGAUUUAUCCAUUAGGUGGUCAGCAUAGUGACAUUACGUGGAAUGUUUCACAAGGUUCCUACUACCUAGUAAGUAUGUCCAAUUCCACCUUAAUUGAUAUAUUUGAGGAGAAAACCUAAUGGCCAGAGUAUUCUAAAUAAAAUGACGUUGUUUUAGUGAUUAUAAUUAAUACAAAUGAAUUUAUUAAAUAUUUUAUGAAUAUAAAAGUUAAAAUUUGAUGCAAUUUGUUGGAUUCAGGUAUAAACGUUUAAGUAUUGACGUUAAAUGUUGCAUUUAAAUAUGUGUAUUUGUUAUUUAUUUCGAAUGUCGUAUUUUAUUAAGCCGACAUAAACCGGCACAAAUCGGUUUUACCACUGGUCGUAUCAUUCCACUCUCUAAACCAGUGCAACUGUAUAAACCGGUUUGACAACCUUGCUUGGACGUGUUCGAGGAAUAGGAUUAGUUGUUAGGUUAGCAGUCUAAGUCAGUAACUCGGAUCAAAUUAGUUAGUCAUUUCAGAUAUUUGUUGAGGUCAUGGGAGUUAGUAAUUAGUAGUGGAAGCCGAGAUUGAUGGCUUGAGUAAUGUGCUUAUUGUUCAAACUUAUUCUUCAAAUGUAAAUAGAAAUUUUCAAUUUGUCCCAAUAUUCAGCUUUUAGUUACGCACAUAAAUUCAACACGCAUUCUCUCUCCAAAUCAUCUGCCUAUAUAAGCUUAAAAUAUAUUGCAUAAAUAAAAACAAAGCAUUAUUUACCCAAAAGAAGAAGAAGAAAGAAACAUAACAAUAUUAUCUUCAGCAGAAAUGUGCAUCGGAGUUUUCUCCCUUCUUCUUCUGGCAGUCCUGAUGUCGUCAGGAAUUGGCCUCGCCGCCGCCGCCGGACUGGCCACCUUUGUAUUCGGCGACUCCUUACUAGAUCCUGGAAAUAACAAUUACAUUUCUACCAUCUCAAGGGCAAAUUACAUUCCUAAUGGUAUUGAUUUUGGCGGUCCCACCGGUCGAUUCACCAACGGUAGAACCAUCAUUGACAUUCUAGGUGAGAAAUUGAGUGGAGGGUUUUUGACUCCUCCUUAUAUGGCUCCCGAUACCAAGUGGCCGGGGAUUCUCAAGGGCGUCAACUACGCUUCCGGCGCCGCCGGGAUCCUCAAUGAAACCGGAAGGAUUUUUGGCGGAAGGAUCAAUAUGGACGCUCAAAUUGACAACUUUGCCAACACGAGGCACGACAUUAUAUCGAGAAUCGGCCCAGUCAAGGCUCAACAUUUCUUCAAUAAGGCAAUGUUCGCCGUCUCGAUUGGAUCGAACGACUUUCUCGACAACUAUCUGCUGCCUCUGUUCGACGAACCAAAACCUCCCAAAGUGUUUAUCGCCUCCAUGAUCCAGAGGUUCAAACUCCAACUUACAAGGUUGUACAAUUUGGGUGCUCGGAAGAUUGUUGUGGUGAACGUGGGUCCUAUCGGGUGCAUCCCAUACCAGAGAGACGUGAUGGACUCAGGGGACGAGUGCGCGAGCAAGUCGAACGAGUUGGCUCAGUCGUUCAACUCGAAGCUGAGGAUACUUAUUCGACAACUCAGUAGAGUAUUCAAGGGAGCACAUCUAAUUCACGCCGACGCUUACAGCAUCGUCAACGACAUCAUCACUAACUACACUUCCUACGGUUUCGAGAAUGCAUCCACAGCUUGCUGCCGCCUGCUUGGGUCGCGCCGAGUGCUGGGGUCGCAAGGCGGCCUGAUCCCGUGCAUCCCGCUGUCGACAGUUUGUCAGCGCCGGAACAAGUACGUCUUCUGGGAUCCUUACCAUCCGUCCGACGCUGCAAAUGUGAUCAUAGCCGGACGGCUGCUAGACGGGGACCGUAAAAUCAUUCGGCCAAUGAACAUUCGCCACCUGGCUUCAAUCUGAAUGGAGGAAAAGAGGAAAAUUGGGUUAUGCCUUUUUUGGCUCUGACGAUCGACCUCAGCUCACCAUGAUAGAGUUAGCAAUGAUGGCAUUGGUUACUCAUAGAUAGUCCAUCUUUGAAUCAAUGAAAAGUAGUGAACAAGAGCCAAUAAAAAUUAUAUUGAUCCGUAUUGAGGUCAAAUUUCGAAUUUGCUUUUUCCAAUUCGAUUCGUGAUUGUUAUACGACUUCGAGAGCGAGUGGUUGGUGGUGGUUAAUUGCAUUGGUCACAUUCCCCAUCCCCUCCCUCCCAUUGCGAAGAUGAAACCCUAUCAUGCCUCAGAUAUGAAAAAGAGAAGAUUUCAACUAAUAUAUAAGCAUGGCGAAUAGAAUGGAGUUCAAUCAAAUAGUUAGGUUCUGGUCUAUCUCACUUGAUUCCUCCGCACUACCAUCGCCCAAUGGUUUUGUCUCUCCUAUAUCGAUGAACUACUAGAAGAAUUAUUUUGCUACUCCUAUUGCCGAAGACGAUGUUUGAUCAUUUAUAUCUACCUCCUUUACUCCUCUUCCUAUACCAGACUUUGAACUUUAAUGGGUUUUGUGUCUUCGUCCAAGGUUAAUCGCUUCACAUAUGUAAGUCAUUCCUUUCUUCUCUUUGUCUCAUGGUUUUAUCUUUCUGAUUAAUAACAAAAUGACUUUUAUUUACAGGUUGUCUCACGUGUAGAACAUGCAGAAGAUCUAUUUCUUUUGAUCCUAUUGCCUAAUACGAUGUUUGAAGCACAGUGGAUCUCUUGCGUCGUUGCUCCUCUUUCUAUUCUUAGGUUUCAACUAUAAUGACUUUUGUAUAUUCAUAGAAUGUCCAUUGAGUUGAACUGGUAGGCUAUUAUUUCCUUUCCAAUUUAUCUAAGUUGUUUGUGAUUGAUUUAUAAAAUAGACAAAAAUAUACUUGUAUAAACAUAACUCUGCACUUUGUGACAAUAAUAGCUAAAUUUUAAGAAAUACACAGAUCUAACCAAAUUUAGAAAAAUAGUUUGAUAAAUUUAGUCAUUUCCCUUAAAAUCUUUAACACCGUUAGUGACUCUGUCAAUAAAGUGAAUGUUACUAUGAAGUGCAUGCCACCUCAGCUCCAACAAGACACACCAUGCCACCCGGACGCCACGUCAUAUUUUAAUUAAAAAAUACAUUAAUUUAUUUUAUUAAAGAAAUUUCAUAAACAAAUCCCUAAAACCGCCCCUGGGGUAAAAAAUUGUUAGAGUAUGUGUAGUACGAGUAGUAUUAUGUUAUACUACGAGUACUGUUAUGUAAUUGGUCAGGGUUAUAUUCCUUAUCAGAGUCGUAUUAGUGUUAGGGUUAUUAUAGAAGUCAGUCUUUGUACUCUAUAUAAACCCUAUGUGGUGUCAGUAAUAAGAUACAACAGUUUCCACCGUAUUCUGAUUUACCAACAUGGUAUCAGAGCCUGAUUCAAAAACCUAAUCGAGGAAACCCUAAGCUCUUUUUCUUCUUCGGCCGCCCACCAUGAGUGCACAGUCGCCCGGGACCAGAUCACAGUAACUGAUGGGUGAGUAACCCAUCAGUAACCCCUUCCUUUGUCUCCACGUGUCAGCCCUUUUUUUAUUUAAAUUAAAUGCGAAAGGACAAU